This is a messenger RNA of Salvia miltiorrhiza (redroot sage), 1493 nucleotides long. RefSeq lists its product as uncharacterized. Bases 94 to 1050 code for a protein of 318 amino acids. The record is from RefSeq and is a predicted model, not a curated record. The transcript has 4 exons. Gene Ontology annotation, molecular function: hydrolase activity. NCBI's taxonomy places the organism in Eukaryota, Viridiplantae, Streptophyta, Magnoliopsida, Lamiales, Lamiaceae.
GAAAUAUUUACAUUAGCAAAAAAAAAAAUGAAGCCUUUCUUUGACUUCUACAAGAAUUGAGUACCUCAUCUCCACCGCCGGCAAAAAAGAAAAAUGGAGAAGAAAAUACAGCACAAAUCCAUUCCUGUCAACGGCCUGCAAAUGCAUGUGGCGGAGGUCGGCGAGGGACCGGUAGUCCUCUUCAUCCACGGCUUCCCGGAGCUCUGGUACACGUGGCGGCACCAGAUGGCAUUCGUGGCGGCGCGCGGCUACCGCGCCGUGGCGCCGGAUAUGAGGGGCUACGGCGACACCACCGGCGCGCCGCUCGAGGACCCGUCGAAGUUCACGCUGAUGCACCUGGUGGGCGACCUGAUCGCGCUUCUCGACGCGGUGGCGCCGAGAGAAGAUAAGGUGUUUGUUGUUGGGCAUGACUGGGGCGCCUCCGUGGCUUGGCAUCUGGCUAUGUUCAGGCCUGAUAGAGUCAGGGCUUUGGUGAAUCUUGGCGUGCCCUUUACUCCCAGGAAUGCUGAGAUGGCUCCGGUUGAGUCGUUUCGGAAAAUGUAUGGUGAUGAUCACUAUAUCUGCAGGUUUCAGGAACCUGGUGAUAUAGAAGCUGAGUUCGAGAAGGUUGGCACCAAGGAGGUUCUCAAGAACAUGCUUUCGUUCCGCGAGCCUGCUCCUUUUUUCUUCCCUAAGGGCAAAGGAUUUAUCUACUCCGUUGACAGAGCACCUUGGUUGACGGUGGAUGAUCUUGACUAUUAUGUUAGCAAAUUCGAGAAGACUGGUUUCACUGGAGGAGUGAAUUACUAUCGUGCAUUUGGCUUAAACUUGGAACUGACCGCGCCCUGGUCCGGAGCUGGAGUUAUAGUGCCAUCGAAGUUCAUCACCGGGGAAUUUGACAUUACCUAUCAUAUUCCCGGAAUCAAAGAAUUCAUACACGGAGGCGGGUUCAAGAAAUUCGUGCCAUUGUUGGAGGACGUCGUUGUGCUCGAAGGUGCUGCUCAUUUUGUCAAUCAAGAAAGGCCAGAUGAGAUCAACGAACAUAUAUAUGCUUUUAUCAAGCAGUUCUAAAUGCUCCCAUAUCAAAAUAAUCACUGGAAUCAGAGGCUUGAGAUGAAGAACAGCAGCAGCAAGCCAAGAGAGCUCACCACAAUCGAUUCGACCACGAUUGCAGAUCCUAAAACUGCAGCAAAAGGCAAAUUUAGAGAUUAUCUUUUCUUUUCUUUGUAUUCUUAGCAUAAAACUAUGAUCACAUCUUACUAUGAGCUGCCAAUGAACUCAUGGGCUUGUAUCGAACGAGAUUUACUAUCGACUCAGCAAAGAGAGGCGUCGACAUCAUCUCAUCGCAGUUUGGGUAGCAUCCAUGGUUACCGAGAUCGUUCACUGUCAAUGUCAACACAGCUCCAUGCGCGCCUUCCUGCGCAGAGAGAGAGUCAAUUUAUGCGACGUUUCCAAUUGCAUUCGUAGAUGAUUGACUUGUGGCGAUAUUAAGGAUUUAAGAUUUCAGAUCAAAA